Messenger RNA from Octodon degus (degu), 3062 nucleotides. It is a transcript of the gene Cdk18, whose product is annotated as cyclin dependent kinase 18. Gene Ontology annotation, biological process: protein phosphorylation. Gene Ontology annotation, cellular component: cytoplasm; nucleus. The coding region runs from base 373 to 1797 and encodes 474 amino acids. NCBI's taxonomy places the organism in Eukaryota, Metazoa, Chordata, Mammalia, Rodentia, Octodontidae. The record is from RefSeq and is a predicted model, not a curated record. Gene Ontology annotation, molecular function: ATP binding; protein kinase activity. The transcript is spliced from 16 exons.
ACUUUCUCCCCCUCUCCCUUCCCCUCCCCUUUCCUUCUCCUCCUCCUCCUCCUCCUCCUCCUCCUCCUCCUCCUCCAGCUCAGGUUGCAGCUUCUCUCCGGAGCCGCUCACCUUCCCGGAGUGGAGGAAGCGGCCCAAAGCCCAACAGGGACCCCAGCGGGGCUCAGGGCGCCGGGCGCAGGGCUCAGGGCACUGCGCGCAGCCCCCGGGCGCCGGGCUGUGACUGGCGGGAGCCGGCGCGCCGUGACCCAGGACGCGCGCAGUAAGUCCCGCGGGGUGCGGCGCGGCGGGCGGCGCCGAGAGGAGGUCGGAGCGAGGGGCACCGCGGCGCCCGGGCGCAGAGCAAAGGAUCCCCACACUGCCUGGCCCUUGAUGAUCAUGAACAAGAUGAAGAACUUUAAGCGUCGGUUCUCACUGUCUGUGCCCCGCACAGAGACCAUUGAGGAGUCUUUGGCUGAAUUCACAGAGCAGUUCAACCAGCUCCACAACCAGAGGAAUGAGGACCUGCAGCUCGGUCCUCUUGGCAGAGACCCCCCGUUGGAGUCCAGCGCCUUCUCCCCCACAGAUGGUGGGGAGGAGCCUGGGCAACUGUCCCCCGGCAUACAGUACCGGCGACGGCAGAACCAGCGCCGCUUCUCCAUGGAGGACAUCAGCAAGAGGCUCUCUCUACCCAUGGAUAUCCGCCUGCCUCGGGAGUUCCUGCAGAAGUUACAGCUAGAGAGCCCAGACCUGCCCAGGCCACUCAGCCGCAUGUCCCGCCGAGCCUCCUUGUCAGAUAUCGGCUUUGGGAAACUGGAAACAUAUGUGAAGCUGGACAAGCUGGGGGAGGGCACCUACGCCACAGUCUUCAAGGGGCGCAGCAAGCUGACAGAGAACCUGGUGGCCCUGAAGGAGAUCCGGCUAGAGCAUGAGGAGGGGGCGCCCUGUACUGCCAUCCGAGAGGUGUCACUGCUGAAGAAUCUGAAGCAUGCCAACAUCGUGACCCUACAUGACCUCAUCCACACAGACCGGUCCCUCACACUAGUGUUUGAAUACUUGGACAGUGACUUGAAGCAGUAUCUGGACCACUGUGGAAACCUCAUGAGUAUGCACAACGUCAAGAUUUUUAUGUUCCAGCUACUCCGGGGCCUGGCCUACUGUCACCGGCGCAAGAUCCUGCAUCGGGACCUGAAACCCCAGAACCUGCUCAUCAAUGAGAGGGGCGAGCUGAAACUGGCUGACUUUGGACUGGCCCGGGCCAAGUCAGUGCCCACAAAGACCUAUUCCAAUGAGGUGGUGACCCUGUGGUACAGGCCCCCCGAUGUGCUGCUGGGAUCCACAGAGUACUCCACACCCAUUGACAUGUGGGGCGUGGGCUGUAUUCACUACGAGAUGGCCACAGGGAGGCCCCUCUUCCCAGGCUCCACAGUCAAGGAGGAGCUGCACCUCAUCUUUCGCCUCCUGGGGACCCCGACAGAAGAGACGUGGCCCGGCGUGACAGCCCUUCCAGAAUUCCGAGCCUACAACUUCCCUGGGUACCUGCCGCAGCCGCUGCUCAGCCAUGCCCCCAGGUUGGAUACUGACGGCAUCAACCUUCUGACCGGCCUCCUCCUGUAUGAAUCCAAGAGCCGCACAUCAGCAGAGGCAGCCCUGAGUCACCCCUACUUCCGGUCUCUGGGAGAACAUGUGCACCAGCUUGAGGACACUGCCUCCAUCUUCUCCCUGAAGGAGAUCCAGCUCCAGAAGGACCCAGGGUAUCGUGGCUUGGCCUUCCAGCACCCAGGACGAGGGAAGAACCGGCGGCAGAGCAUCUUCUGAGCUGUGCCCUCUCUGCUGCGGCAUAAGGGACGUGAGGUCAUGUGAAACGCAGAUUCCAGUAGGAUGAGACCUGUGUGGCUAUAGGAGGACCAAGGAACAAGAGCUAGUGGCCAACCUGGAAGACUGGGCAGCCCUGGGUGCAGCUGUCUCCUCUCCCUGCUUCACACACGACCUCCCUGGUGACCUAUACCUGGACAUCAACCCUCCGUCACUCCCAUGGGGCUGGGAGUGAGCUGCUCCCCUGAGAGGAGGCGAGGGUCAGGGAGAAGGCUCAGACCGUCUCCCAGCCUGAAGUGCAUGGGCAUGGGAAAAUCCCAGUGCCGUGCUUGGCCUGGAUGUGGGCUGGACCACGCCUCCCCAGGGCCUGCUCACCUCUCCAGGCUGGCAGGCCUCCCUCUGCCCCCAGGAGCCUGCCCACAUUUCUCUUCCUUCCUCUCUGAAAGCAAGAAGGGACAUGGCAUCUUGUGUGGGACUCAAGGGCAGAUGUCCCCGGCACAGCAGAAGACACAGUAGUCCUGUCUUCUCUGUCCCCGCGGUCUUUUCCUCCCUCCUCACCAGAGGUCACUUGUGCCCUUUGGGCCAAGGCUGAGCAGCGAGGGUGCCAGCUGCCCCUGGAGGUGGUGUGGGCCCAGCAGCAUUCCCCACCUCCCCAUCUAGAUGAAGUUGCCUUAACUUGGCAGGUGGUAGAGUGCAUGCUGCCCUUGGAGCUCCGAUCCAGCUCCUGCCAGCCCGCUUUCUGAGCUCUGCUGUGCCUGUCUUAUCCCCAAGUACUGAUAAGUCAGGCCGGGGGGAGGAGGGGCAGCGUCCUGAGAGAGGCGCCCAGACAUUGGGGUCACCCUGACAUUGGUGCCAGGCCAACUUUGGUGCCUUGGCGCUGACACAGCCCCCCGUCCCUCUGCCCCAGCCCUGUGGCUCUGUCCUCGUGAUCCAGGCACCAGUGUGCUCAGAAGGUGAUCAUGAGAGGAAGAGGUGUGAAUGCUGCAGCCCAGGGGAAAGGAAGUGGGGAGGGAGCAGUUGGAUGCUAAGAGCCCAGAAGAGGACCCCUCCUCAGCACCUGGUGUUCCCAAGGCCACCUCAGCCUGGCCAGAUCCUAGAGCAGAGGCCUGGCUUCCUCCACAAGCCCCGCCCCAGCCCAAUGCCCUCAGCCUAAGGAGCUGGGUGGUGGUAGGGGCCUGGGCUCCCCAAGCCCUCCUUCCCCCUCAACUGUACUGUGAAUGUCCUGUGACUCUCAGCACAAAGACAGAUAAUAUAUUUAAUUCAUGUUG